This is a messenger RNA of Pseudozyma hubeiensis SY62, 3390 nucleotides long. RefSeq lists its product as hypothetical. Gene Ontology annotation, biological process: DNA-templated transcription. The record is from RefSeq and is a predicted model, not a curated record. The transcript has a single exon. Lineage: Eukaryota; Fungi; Basidiomycota; Ustilaginomycetes; Ustilaginales; Ustilaginaceae. Bases 1 to 3390 code for a protein of 1129 amino acids. Gene Ontology annotation, molecular function: DNA-binding transcription factor activity, RNA polymerase II-specific; DNA binding; zinc ion binding. Gene Ontology annotation, cellular component: nucleus.
AUGACCGACAACCACGUCCUGCCAUCCUCGAUGGAUGUUGCCGCGCAGACACCAUCCAGCUCUACAGGCACGCCCAACAGUCGAGGCACAAAGCGCAAAGACUCAGACAUGGAGCCUGCCGCCCUCAAGAACGAAUUCAGUCCUAGCUACGCAAACCUUGCCACCCACGAGAGCCCCGUCAACUACAACAGCGAUGCCGCGAAUGGCAAAGAUCCCACGGGCACUGGUAGAAGCACACCAGGCUCUGCCGAGAAGCCAUCGGGCAAACGCAUAAAGACUGCGCGCGCCUGCGACUCUUGUCGACGCAAGAAGAUCCGUUGCGAUGUCAUCGAUGAUGGCGGCCCUCCUGCCGGUUCGCUCAACAAUGGCAAUGGAGGGCUGGUCUGCGCCCAUUGCAGGCAGUACGGCUUCGAGUGUACCUUCUUUCUUCCUAUCACAGAGACCAGAUUCAAGAAAAAGUACCAGAGAGAAGCAGAGGAGGCAGCCGCAGCCGCCGCUGCUGUCGCCGCUGCUUCAGGUGCCACCUCGCUGUCCAUGCACCCUGGCAGCUACGCGGGUGUGGCACAUCCUUCUUAUCCUGGCAUGAUGCAAACACAGCCCUACAUGGGGGCCCUGCACAAUCCAGCCGGCUUCCAUGCGAUGCAAGCCGGCCUUGCUCACCAAGGCUGGGGCUCUGGCGUCAUGCCGCAGCAUACGCCGAACCAGCACCCACCCCGCUCGGCAGCUCAGCAGCUAGGCGGUUUCCCGCCGCAGCGACAAGGAUCGCAACCGAGUUCGACUCCGAGUGCGGCUACAGCUCAGCAAAAACGUAGGAGCCCGUCCCGCACACCGCCGACAGACACGCGCGUACUCGGUCCAACUUCGAUCGCCUACCUCGUUCAUUCGACCGCCUUCAUCCCAGGCGCUGCCAUUGAAGCACACGACAUCAAGCACAACCAGACAUUCGAGGUCGGUGCCAGCGGCGAUGGAAUCAUUCGCUUCCAUCGCGCCAAGGUCAGGCCUGCAAAUGGGACAAGUGCUGCCGCUGCUGCCGUCACAGCCGAUCCGGACGAGGACGAAGUGACACGUAUACCCGAAGCUAUCAAAGGCCGCCUCGCUGGCGACGUGGCUGAAAAGCUGGUCAACACCUACUUCGCAAAGAUUGCGACUCUCUUCCCCGUGGUCACAAAGUCCGAGUUCCUUCACCUCUCUCCGACACCGCCGCUGCUGCUUUACGCCAUCUGCGGUGUGUCUGCGCUGAGCCGAAGCGUGCCCAGAGAGGUCCGCGGCGCGGUGCAGAUGACCAUCAACGCCUUGUUCCGUGAGAACGACUUCCUGUCUUCGUCCAACUCUGUGACGGUCCGAGCACUGCUCAUCAUGGCGUUGCAUGCCGACCUGCAUGGAUCUGCGGCACUGCAGAGCGGAACACGCUGCUGGAACCGGACGGGAGCAGCUAUCCGUAUGGCACAGGACCUUGGCUUGCAUCGCGAUGCCAGCGGCAAGGACGAACUUGCGCAUGAUACCUUCUUCUUGGAACAGAAGCGAAGGAUCUGGGGCUGCUGCGUUACCGCCGAUCGACUCCAAAGUAUCUCGCUCGGUCAUCCCAUGAUGAUCGACCUGACCGACUGCGAUGUGCGUCUCCCAUCGCCUUACGAGAUCUUGCGAUCGUCCAGUGAUCUGCCCUCGGAUCCGUCGACGGACCGCCCUUUCGCCUACAACACCGAGAUGCUCAAGCUCACCAUCCUCUUUGGCCGUGUCAUGAAGACCAUCUACAGCCCGACCGGCUUGAUGAAUGCCACGGACGAGGAGAUACUGAGCUUGCUACGCGACAUUGAUGCGUGGAAGGCUGCUCUUCCGGAAGAGCUCGUCUUCCAGGGAGCCGAAUCGAGUGGGCCCGCCGGCAUCUUGCACGUUGGAUUCGCUUGUCUCAUGAUGCUCUUCUUCCGCGUGUUCAUGCGCAUCUCGUACAUUUGCCCGACGCACCUCAAGUUCAGUCUCACCAUCGAAAGGAUGAGUUCGCUGAUCCAGUACUCGACAGAGGCCAUCGCAUGGGUGGACAAGAACGAUUUCUACCUCGACACGAUGCAGAUCGUCUCGUACUGUCUCGUCUCGUGCGCCACGGUCCAGUACCACGCGUUCGUACGUCGUGGAGACCAGAACGCUCUGACGCAGCUGAGGAAGGUCAACGAUGUCAUGGUACGCUACCGCUGCGAGAAUCACGAGCCAGACGAUAUCAGCAUGCGCGGAAAAGCGGCCAGUGUCAUCUCGCUUCUGUGCGAUAGCGCAGUGGGAGUGUAUGCGAAUACUCCCUCGAGCGGAUCGCUCAACCCUACCGCCGGAGUGACGAACCGCAAAUCCAAGGAAAACGUGCGUGGUAUCGUCUUCAAGCAGGAUCCUUCACGCCCUGGAGGAGGUGUCUACAUCGCUGCUGAUCAGAGGUUGUUGCUGCAGGACCUGCCGAAGGGCACGAUCAUCAUGUCCGAGACGCAGGACGGCAGUCGUGUUCCGGCGUUGGUCCGCACGGGCAACGAGCAGAAUGGAGGAUGGCAGACGUACGAGCAGUACCGAGCGGCGUUGGGACUGUCUACAGGCAAAGAUGGUAGCGACAACUUUGCCAACGCGUUGGCGAACGGCGGAUUUGCCAUGCUGAACAGCGUCAACUCGUCCGCAUCAGCAACGGGCUCAUCGGCGCUUACAAGCUCGAUUCCUGCGCUGGCGUCCUCUGCGCCAACUUCGGUCGGUAUUACGGUGAACGAUGGUUCUGCAGCAGCAGAUGGCAGUCUCAACCUCACCCAUCUGGGCGGCGACGUGUACCAAGAUGCGCAGGGUCAGCCGGUGACACGCUCGGGAACUCGUCUGCUUACGAUGGUACCCGUCGGUCCUGAUGCGCUGAACUCUGGCAACGCAUUCCUCGACUCGAACCUCUUUUCCACAGUGACGGGUGGCAAUGCGGAUUCCACCAACAACAGCAACAAUGGAUUCUUGAACACGCUCUCCCACCUUCCGUUCGGCGGUGCUUCGGGAACGCAGCUUUCCGUGGCUAAGAACGCCGUCUCGCCGACCAGUUCGAACUUCAACUUCAAUCCUCACUUGAACAGCGCGUUUUGGGCACCUGCGGGAAUGGUGUAUGAUUCGUCCAGCGGUGCAGGUGAUGCUACGGGUGGUGCGAGCGCGAGCAUGUUCGGCAGCCGGGUGGAUGCUAGUGUGCUAGAUGGGAUUCCGGGGGCACCGUUGGAUUUCGCCAAUUGGGACGCGUAUUUCAGCAGGAUUCAGGGUGGCGUACCUGAUGGGAGUGGGCAGCAGCAGCAGGAGGUAGGCGAGCAGCAGAGCGGGGCAGGGGGUGAUGGGACCGGGUUCGCGAACACGACUUUUGGGAUAGAGGCUCAGAUGAUGGAUGCUGGUAGGUUCUAG